Penicillium daleae is the source of this 1203-nucleotide messenger RNA. Its product is annotated as RNA-binding protein. NCBI's taxonomy places the organism in Eukaryota, Fungi, Ascomycota, Eurotiomycetes, Eurotiales, Aspergillaceae. Gene Ontology annotation, cellular component: ribonucleoprotein complex; nucleus; cytoplasm. Bases 1 to 1203 code for a protein of 400 amino acids. Gene Ontology annotation, molecular function: mRNA binding. The transcript is spliced from 4 exons. The record is from RefSeq and is a predicted model, not a curated record.
AUGCCGCUACUCGGUCGAGAAAAAGGCCGCAGCCCAAGAUCCCGAAGAUCGGAAGAUGAAUUCGUCGUGUUCCUCCAGGGAAUCCCAGCCCAUUGCCGCUGGCAAGAGUUGAAGGAUUUGGUGCGCCAGACAGCUCUGCAUAUUCGGCAAGCUGUGGUCUAUGAUGACAGCAAUGGCUUUCCGACAGGUCUAGGCCAGAUCAUUGUGAAGAAUGAGGAUGAAGCUUGGAGGACCUAUCAUCGGCUAUCAACCAAUGGAUGGGAAGGCCAGAGCUUGGUUGUGACAUUGGCACGCACCAGCGCUCCGACUAAGCCUAUUGCUGGACCUACUAGAAGUCCACCCGCAGUGAUUCAAGGCUACGUGUCGGGUCAUUCCACGCCACCACAGUCUCAAGGAAAUAUGAGCAUGCCCCCUUCACCUAUCUCAUCCGAAUCUGUCCACUGCGCUAGCCCAACCCACCCAUACCCCGAAUUCGCAGCAAUGGUGGGCCCAAUGGCGAUGCCCCCACAGCCCUACAUGAUGCCAGAGCGAAUGCAAUGCGUCCCGCCAUCUCCCAUGAUGCACUGCUCAAUGUACGAUGCCCCCGGCUGGAACAUGAUGCCCAUAUACCCAAUCUCGCCCAUUCAAAACCUCCACGACCACGUAGGAGACCACUAUCCCCCCCGCUUCCACCCGCGCAAGGCCUGGGCAAACCACUCUCCCACUUCCAGCUCUUCUGUUCCCGAUCUCGCCCAGCGAGCAGUCUACAUCGCAAAUCUGCAUCCGGCAAGCACUACUGCAGACCUGACAACUCUACUCCAAAGUUCUGGGGCCGUGGAACAGUGCAACGUCACGGUAACCGCUGAAACCCAUGAUACUUGUGCACGUGCCCACGCUUCCGCCAUCAUGCACAGCGUGGACGCAGCAAAGCGAGCUAUGAACAUGUUCAAUGGCAUGACAUUCAUGGGCUCCCGGAUUCGCGUCAAAUUGGAUCUUUCCCCCGAUAUGACACGAAGUGGGAGCUGGGAUGGCACGGUGGGUCUGGACGAUGCCGAUCUGACAGAGCAGACACCCAGCGAGAAGAGUUCUGAGUGCUUGGGCGGCGGCCAUAAUGUUCCAUUCCGGGAAUCAAAGCAGGUGGACCCGCACAAGCCGUUUGUGGUUGAUGGUAGUGGGCUGCAGAAGAAGUCAUUAGAGUUGUUGUCGACGUCUGCGCCAACCUAG